Spinacia oleracea (spinach) is the source of this 4606-nucleotide messenger RNA. RefSeq lists its product as uncharacterized. The transcript has 8 exons. Gene Ontology annotation, biological process: proteolysis. Gene Ontology annotation, molecular function: aspartic-type endopeptidase activity. The coding region runs from base 2153 to 4606 and encodes 817 amino acids. The record is from RefSeq and is a predicted model, not a curated record. NCBI's taxonomy places the organism in Eukaryota, Viridiplantae, Streptophyta, Magnoliopsida, Caryophyllales, Amaranthaceae.
UAUUUAAGAAAGAAUCAAAGAAACCAGAGAUAUUACAAAAUUAGUUUCUUACUUAUAUAUUAUAUAAUAAAAUUAUAAUUUUUAUUUUUAAUGUAAAUAAGAUUAUGAGUUUUUUUUCCUACCUGCCGCCUAGCCUUAGGAAAGAAAAAACCCACGAACAUUAGGCUCCUCGUACCAAAAAAAAACCUAACUUCAAUUCACCAGGAAACCUUCACAAAGCUCAAGAAAUUCACCACCGCCGGCGAAGGGCCGACACGUCUCCUUCCCGAUCGAUUCUCCAUCUUCCCAUUAUCGGUGGCGAGUCCUGCACUUCAUGGUUUUUCAUUCUCUUUAUUUUCCAGCUUGUCUGCAUCAAACUCCUAAACAUUGUUAAACAAUACCAGAAAGAGUCCUCAACCUAAACUGGUCAUUUAGGGAUUGAACUGAUUUAGCAAAAGUGACCUCUGAAACUACAAACAACAAUUUUAAUGCAUCUGCUGCUUCUACUUCCAAUCCGGUUUCUGGAGGUGACCCUUUUCCUGCCUUUUCAAUGAGCAAACCAGGUUCUUCUCCAGCAACAUCUUCGGCUAUAGUUCCUGUAUCUUUUUAACCUCCACAUCCUCUAUGAUGACUUCAUCAACAAUCGUUCCAGUAGCCUCUGCAACUCAGCCUACAUUAAGAUCCAAUUCUCUUAAUUCAUUACAGAGCACCUAUGUGAUGCAACCUGUGGGUGGUCAACCACAAGCUUUCUCAUAUCCAUCUCAAGUCAUUUUCUCUGGUGUUUCACCUGGUAAGUCUACAUUAGAACAUCUAAGCCACCUUGGCCAAAGAUGACUACUCCUGGUAUUUAGAGAUAUACCAAAGUAUUCAUGUCGAUUGACACUGAUUGAGAUGGAAAAUUCACCGAUGAACAAGAACGUAACCUGUUUCUGAGCUGGAGACUACCAUGAGAGUCUGCUAUGGAUCGUUCCUCCCCGGAAGACAAGGGGGUAGUGAAGUUACCUGUGUGGCUAUCCCAGGUUUAUAAUGUCGAGGUUCUUAAAGCUGUGGAGGCUAAAAGGAAAGAGUCUUCAAAGAAGUUUGAGGAGGCUGCUUCUAGUGACCUCCCCAAAGCACCUACUACAUCUGCUUUAGGAAAACGUCCAGCUCUUUCUUCGGCCGCUCCGAAGGCGAAGCCUCCUUUCUUCUUGCACUGAUAACACCGUGACGCCUGGGUUGGAGCCGACGGCCCCUCCUGUUGUAGAUGUGGGGGCCUCUUCCCCCUAUUUUGAAGAUCGCUGUGCGGCCAAUGUACCCAGCGAGUCUAAUCCGGUGGUGAUAGGAGAUGGGGGCCCAGAGGCCAAUGAGGCAUCCUCUAAGGCGACAAUGAGUGCUAGUUCUGUUGUAGAUCCGUCGCCUAGGAAGAAGACGACCAGGGAGUCAGACGAUUCUUCUCCCGCCAAGGAUAAGGCGGUGCACUAACCUCCACCAAGGGCGACUCCUGUUGGCUUUGAUUUUCAAUGGAUGAGGAAGGCCGAGGUGGCACAGAUUCCCUCUUCCGACGGCUUUAGCUCGGAGGAAAAGGAUAAAAUUCUUUCCUCCGUUUAUGCGGUGAUUCCUAAGGAAUAUGUGAGAUCCCUUCCAGGGAUUGGAGAAGGGUUUUUUGGGGCUAUGCAGUCCCUUGUGCUGGAUCUUUUCAUCAGGUUCGCCGAGGCUAGGUUCGACGCCUUGGGGCCAUGCACCAGGAGCUGCUGGAUCACAAGGAUCAAAUUGAGAAUCACGAUAAGUACGCCAAAAAGAAGGCGGAGCUAAUCCGUGAUGAAAUGGACAUGGUCAUCAGGUCGCAGGCUUCCGCUCUUCAGCAAGCCGAGGCAGAUGCCGAAGCCAAUGAGGCAAAGCUCAAGGAGCAUGAGGGGAAGCUAGUUGAUCUCAAGGCUGGGUACGCUGUUGUUUCUGAGCGGGUUGCCAAUUUCUUCACAAAGGUGGAUGCCCUAGAGAAGAAGCUUCAGGCUACUCAGGGUGAAGUGGAUGCUACCCGGGGAGAGGUCGCUUGUUCCUUCAAGCUGGGGGAGGAAGUCGUCUUGGAAGGUGCUCAGCGGGCUUGGGACCAGGAGAUGAAGGAGUCCGUAGAGCGGGAAGAUCACUACUAGUGUUCGUGUUUGUGAUUUGUGAAGCUAAGCUUAAUAAGAUAACCAUGUCAGGAAGAAACAAUCGUCCUCCCACUAAUGCUGAGUUGGCUGCACGACUUCAGCAACUCACAGAACUGACCCAAACCUUAGGAGCUGCUUUGUUGAACAACAACAACAACAACAACAAUGGAAACAACAAUCCUGACUAUGCUAAGAAAGUUGCCAGUAGAAACCCACCUUACUUCCAAGGUGAAGAGGACCCUAGUAUCCUAGAAAACUGGAUCCGUGAAUUUGAUAAACUGUUUGAGGCUAUAGGGUGCCCUGAGGAAGAGAGAAUCCCUUCUGCAACCUAUUAUCUUAAGGCAGAAGCUGAUAUUUGGUGGUCCACCUCCCGAGAUGACCUAGUUGCUGGACAUGGAUUUAACUGGGAGGCCUUUAAGGAUGCUAUGAGGGAUAGGUUUUACCCUGAACAUGUCAAAAUGCAGAAAUUCGAUGAGUUUGCUAACCUUAGGCAGAGAAACAUGUCUGUCCAGGGAUAUCAUUCCAAGUUCCUAGAGCUAGCUAGGUUUUCACCUACCAUGGUCCCAGAUGAGAGAGCUAAGGCAAACAAAUUCAUUCGAGGUUUGAACUUUGACACCCAGAAGGUUGUGAUUGUUUUGAGAUGCCAAACCUUGCAAGAAGCUUAUGUUAGCGCAGCGAGUCACUACAGAGUUGAGAAGCUAGAGGAGGAAAUCAAGUCUAGGGGUAAGAGAAAGGAGGAAGAUUCGAGGAACAACAAUCAGAAUGGGGGAAAUUCUGGAGGCUAUGGGGAUAAAAGGGCUAGGUACAACAAUGGUGAUCAGGGUUCGGGUAGAGGAUACCAUGGAAAUAACAACAAUUAUCGAGGAAACAAUGGAGGGAAACCCCAAAACCAAGGGCAGAACCAGAAGUAUGGGAAUGGGAACGGAAAAAGAAAUGAGAGACACUACUAUUGCAAGCAGUGUAGUAAGGACCACCCAGGAGUUGAUUGUAAGGGAAAUGCUGUGCAGUGCUUUGGUUGCAAGAAGAUGGGACAUCGUGAGUUCGAGUGUUAUGCUAAGCAAAAUGGUGGUCAGCACCAACAAGGGAGGCAGAACAAUUUCAGGAACAACAACAACCAACGGAACCCUUCAGGGAGCCAAUCUGCUCAAAAUGACCCUAACAAGACCUUGUCUACCCCGAAUAACAACAAUGGGAAUGUGAAUGGUGGCAACAAGGGAAGGAUUUUUGUGAUGAACCAAGCUCAGGCUAAUGGAGAGGCUAAUGUGGUGACUGGUACUUUUCUUAUAAACUCUAUUCCUGCACAUGUACUUUUUGAUUCUGGAGCUUCACAUUCAUUCAUAUCAUCUGCCCUAGUUAAGAAGUUAGGUCUAGAACCUUCUUCUCAAAUUUCUGCUCAAAUUUCUAUUCCAACUGGGGAGGUAGUGUCAUGUAGAAAACUUUACAAGGAUGUUUCAAUAAACAUUAGCGGGACUAUACUACCAGGAGACCUUAUAGAGUUCAAUCUUGAUGAUUUAGAUGUCAUAUUGGGAAUGGAUUGGUUGGGAAAAUAUAGGGCCCGGAUAGAGUGUCAUGAUCAAAAGGUUGUUCUGAAAGGUCCAAAUGGGAAUAGAAUAUCCUACCAGGGCAUUGUAACCAAACCUGGGGUGAAGAUCAUAUCAGCCUUAGCUAUGCAUAAGUACCUUAGAAAAGGACAAGAAGCCUACCUGUGUCAGAUUCAAGAUUUGGGGAGAGAAGAUAGUGAAUUAAGUGAUAUUCUUGUUGUUAAGGAGUUUCCUGAUGUAUUUCCUGAGGAUAUUCCAGAUAUUCCCCCGGAUAGAGAGGUUGAGUUCACCAUAGAGCUGAUUCCAGGAACUGCACCAAUUUCUAAAGCACCUUAUCGUAUGGCCCCUGCUGAGACGAAGGAAUUGAAGGAUCAGAUAGAAGAUUUAUUGAAUAAGGGAUAUAUUAGGCCAAGCGUGUCACCAUGGGGAGCCCCUGUGCUCUUCGUGAAGAAGAAGGAUGGAAGCCUGAGGUUAUGUAUAGAUUAUAGGGAGCUAAAUCAAGUCACGAUCAAAAACAAGUAUCCAUUGCCUCGUAUAGAUGACCUUUUUGACCAGUUGAAGGGUGCUGGAACCUUCUCUAAGAUUGACUUGAGAUCUGGGUACCAUCAGUUGAAAAUUGCGGAAAAAGACGUGGCAAAGACUGCUUUUAGAACAAGGUAUGGCCAUUAUGAGUUCACAGUUAUGCCAUUUGGGUUAACCAAUGCCCCAGCUGUUUUUAUGGACCUCAUGAAUCGUGUAUUUAGACCCUACCUUGAUCAAUUUGUGGUAGUAUUCAUUGAUGAUAUUUUGAUAUACUCUAAAACCCCUGAAGAUCAUGAACAACACCUGCGUGUGAUUUUAGAGACCUUGAGAGAGAAAAGAUUUUAUGCAAAACUAUCUAAGUGUGAAUUCUGGAAGAAGGAAGUAGCUUUCCUAGGUCAUAUCAUAUCAAAAGAAGGAGUUUCUGUAGACCCCUAA